Molecule: messenger RNA, 16123 nt
Organism: Silurus meridionalis
Lineage: Eukaryota; Metazoa; Chordata; Actinopteri; Siluriformes; Siluridae
Gene: csmd2
Product: CUB and Sushi multiple domains 2
Exons: 71
Coding region: 644-11449 (3601 amino acids)
Source: RefSeq, a predicted model, not a curated record
GCGUCGUUGAGAGACUACUAAUGCAGUGCGCCUGCAGGAGCUGCGGCUCAGGGAAAACCUUAUCGACCACGUCCACACCUCCCAAAGAUUCAGACACUAACGGAGGCUGCAAACUUUUGAGCGGAGGUGGUUUGUGUGUGCGUGAGUGUGUGUGUCUCCUAUGAUUCAUGCGGAUAGAGGGCUGAAACGCAGAGCUCCGCUAAUUAAUUGGAAGCGAAACGAGCAGACGCUGAGACGGAGGAGAGGCAGCGCGUGCAGCGGGUUACAGCAGCCUGCAGCAGAGGCGACGUAAACCGGGAUGCGUGUCGGUUUCUUCAGUACUGCGUGGAGUGGAGCGUUUGUCUGGACUGUGCACAAAUCUUCUCGGAGAUCCUAAAAUCUCGCGUCUCACCCCCCCUUCCCCCGUUUCGCAGUGAAAUCCUCCCGCAGCAUCCGCGAACCCCGCAGUCUUACGCGAGAUGGUUCAGUCCGCCUGCGCGAGUCCGCUGCCGACGCGUGGGGAUUUUUCUCAGCGCCGACGCGCAGCGGAUCUUCCCGUGGAAAGCGUGUGAUAAAAUAGUGACGCGCCGCCGCCGAAACGCAGAAGAAAAAAAAAGAAGAAGAAGCAGAAGAAGCAGCAACACUAAGCAACAAAUCUAUUGCCAUGGGCGCGAGUUUGGAAUCGGAUAAAGCAGGACUCGUGCGGACUGCGUGCGAAUGCGCAGGGACCUCGGUGAGAAUACGGCUUUUCGCGCUAAUGAAGGCGGCGUUACCCUCGCAGCCCUGCAACCGGCUUCUCUUCUUGUACAUCGUGCUGAUCACCGCCUCGGUUCACGGUAACGCUCAAAACUGCAGUUACACACUAUAUAGUCCGAACGGGACGAUAGAAAGCCCUGGAUACCCUUACGGAUACCCAAACUAUGCCAAUUGCACAUGGGUGAUUGUGGCACAGGAACACAACCGGAUACAACUGGUUUUCCAAGGGUUUGCUUUAGAAGAGGACUUUGACAUUCUGUCCGUGUAUGACGGGCAGCCGAGUCCUGGAAACCUACGAACCCGGUUAACAGGCUUCCGGCUUCCUUCUCCAAUAGUCAGCACUGGUUCGAGGCUCACGCUUUGGCUACUAUCGGACUAUGCUGUGAGUGGCCAGGGCUUCAAAGCAGUGUAUGAAGCUCUUCCUAGCUACACUUGUGGCAACCCCGGGCAGCUGCAGAAUGGCCUCCAGCAGGGCUCCACGUUCAACAUCGGGGAUAAGAUCCGCUACAGCUGCAGCCAGGGGUUUGUACUGGAAGGCCACGCUGUUCUUUCGUGUCUGGCCACGUCCUCAGGCACGGCUGCUUGGGACUUCCCCCUGCCCUACUGCCGAGCAGAUGACGGCUGUGGGGGAACACUGCGAGGUCAGAGCGGCAUCAUCACAAGUCCAAACUACCCACAGGAGUAUAACAAUAAUGCUGACUGCACAUGGACAGUGCUGGCUGAGCCGGGUGACACCAUCGCACUCGUUUUCACCGACUUCCAGCUCGAAGAAGACUACGAUGUCCUGGAAGUCAGUGGUACAGAUGGCUCUGCACAGUGGUUCACUGGACCUAAUCUUCCCUCACCUAUUAUUAGCAGUAAGAACUGGCUGCGUAUCCACUUCACCUCUGAUGGCAACCACAAGCUGAGGGGCUUCAGUGCUCAGUACCAAGUAAAGAAGAUGACAGAGCUUAAGUCCAGAGGAGUGAAGAUGCUUCCAAGUAAAGACAACCACAGCAAGAUUUCAGUGUUGUCCCAGAUGGGUGUGGCGCAAGGACACAACAUGUGCCUUGACCCCGGGAUUCCAGACAGGGGGAAAAGAAAAGGCUCCGAUUUCAGACGUGGGGCCACAGUGCACUUCUCCUGUGAUGAAGGUUACGAGCUGCAGGGCUCCAAGAGCAUAACCUGCAUGCGCGUGACUGACAACUACGUAGGCUGGAGUGACGACCGGCCCAUCUGUAGAGCACCCAUGUGUGGAGGCCAGCUUCGAGGUCCUAGUGGUGUAAUCACAUCGCCCAACUUCCCCGUUCAAUAUGAUAACAACGCAAACUGCACCUGGAUCAUUACUGCCUCAUACCCCUCUAAGGUAAUAAAGUUGACUUUUGAGGACUUUGACCUGGAGCGUGGCUAUGACACUCUAACUGUGGGCGAUGGAGCUGUAAUUGGGGACCAAAGGACCGUCUUUCAUGUGCUUUCAGGAACUAACACUCCAGACCUGGUGGUGAGCACCAGUCAUCAGAUGUGGCUUAAUUUCAAGACCGAUGACACCAGUGGGUCCUUGGGAUUUAAAGUGUCUUAUGAGGAAAUUGACCAGGGAGGAUGCGGAGACCCUGGAAUCCCAGCCUACGGCAAGCGAGAAGGCACAGGCUUCAGGCAUGGGGACAAACUGUAUUUUGAUUGCCUACCUGCCUUUGAGCUGGUGGGGAAAAAGAACAUCACCUGCCAAAAGAACAACCAGUGGUCAGCCAAGAAACCCAGCUGUGUGUUCUCCUGCUUCUUCAACUUCACUACACCAUCAGGAGUUCUGCUCUCGCCUAAUUACCCUCAGGAGUACGGGAACAACAUGCACUGCGUGUGGCUGAUCAUUGCUAAGCCUGAAAGCAGGAUUAACCUGGCCUUCAACGAUCUGAGCAUGGAAAAGCAGUUUGAUUUUCUGUCCAUCAAAGAUGGAGGAAAGGCUGAGUCACCCAUUUUGGGCAGCUUUUCUGGAGAUGUUCUGCCAUCGCCCAUCACCACGAGUGGACACGUAGCACGGCUGGAGUUUCUCACCGAUCACACUUAUACUGAUCGUGGCUUUAACAUCACCUUUACCACGUUUCGCCACAACGAGUGCCCCGAUCCCGGAGUGCCGGUCAAUGGGAAGCGAUUCGGGGAGAAUUUACAGCUGGGUAGUUCCAUCUCGUUCUUGUGUGAGGAGGGUUUCGUGAAGACCCAUGGCUCCCAGACCAUCUCCUGCAUCCUCAAAGAUGGAAAUGUGGUGUGGGACAAUGCUGUGCCACGCUGUGAAGCUCCAUGUGGUGGAGAUUUGAAAGCCCCCAGCGGCAUCAUCCUGUCCCCCGGCUGGCCCGAGCUUUAUAAAGAGGCUUUGAAUUGUGAGUGGAUCAUCGAGGCUCCACCUGGAUACCCGAUCAAGAUCAUCUUUGACAAGUUUCGGACAGAGGUUAACUACGACGUAUUGGAGGUGCGAGACGGGCGAUACCCCUCCUCGCCCCUGAUUGGUAGUUAUCAAGGUACCCAAGUGCCCCAGUUUCUUAUUAGCACCUCCAACUUCCUGUACCUGCUCUUUUCAACGGACAAGAGCCACUCAGACAUCGGCUUCCGGAUCCGAUAUGAGACUUUGCAGCUGCAGUCCGACCAUUGUGUUGAUCCUGGGAUUCCAGUCAACGGUCAACGGCAUGGUAACGAUUUCUACGUGGGCGCACUCGUGACCUUUAGCUGUGACGCUGGAUACACCCUCAGUGACCCCGAGCCUCUAGAAUGCGAGCCCAACUUCCAGUGGAAUCGUCCUCUUCCUAGCUGUGAUGCUCUCUGCGGCGGCUUUAUUCAGGGAAACUCUGGCACUAUUUUGUCACCUGGCUUUCCAGACUUCUAUCCUCACAAUCUCAAUUGUACCUGGAUGAUCGAGACCUCACAUGGCAAAGGUGUCCAGUUUACCUUCCACACCUUUCAUCUGGAGAGCCCUCAUGACUAUCUCUUGGUGACAGAGAACGGCAGUUUUUCUCAGCCACUCUGGAGACUGACUGGCUCCAUCCUGCCUCCUCCUCUCAGCGCCGGUCUGUUUGGGAACUACACUGCUCAAAUCCGUUUCCUGUCUGACUUCUCUGUGUCUUACGAGGGCUUCAACAUCACCUUCUCAGAGUAUGACCUGGAGCCGUGUGAAGACCCGGGUGUGCCUCCUUUCAGCACUCGUAAAGGGCUGCAGUUUGAUGUAGGUGAUGCGCUCUUCUUCUCCUGCUUUCCCGGGUAUCGGUUGGAGGGGCCUGCGAAGGUGGUGUGUUUAGGGGGGCGGCGGCGGGUCUGGAGUUCCCCUCUCCCAAGGUGUGUUGCUGAAUGCGGUUCCUCUGUGACUGGGAAACAAGGCGUCCUCCUGUCUCCAAACUACCCUGGCUACUAUGGCAACAAUCACGAGUGCAUCUACUCCAUCCAGACCCAGCCUGGCAAAGGCAUUCAGCUUCGGGCUCGAGACUUCCGCCUGGAAGACGACGACAUGCUAAUGGUGUACGAUGGCAGCAGUAACCGUGCUCGUUUGCUCGGCGUUUUCAUGGGCACGGAGCUGAUGGACGUGACUCUGAACAGCACGUCCAGCACUAUGUGGCUGGAGUUUAUCAGUAACAGUGAGAACACCAGCAAAGGCUUCGAGCUGCACUUCACCAGUUUUGAUCUGGUGAAAUGUGAGGAUCCAGGCAUGCCUCAGUUUGGCUAUAAGCUCGAGGAUAAGGGUCACUUUGCAGGAAGCACUGUGUCAUACACCUGUGAUCCGGGUUAUACCUUAAAGGGUAAUGAGGUGCUGACUUGUCUCAGAGGGGAGAGAAGAGCAUGGGACAGCCCUCUACCUCAAUGUAUAGCUGAGUGCGGUGGGACGAUGAAGGACGAACAUACAGGUCGUAUCCUGUCUCCAGGUUACCCUGCGCCCUAUGAGCACAAUUUGCACUGCGUGUGGACUAUCGAGGCUCCACCGGGAAGCACCGUCGGGCUGCACUUUCUGGUUUUCCACACGGAGGAAGUGCAUGAUGUGUUGCGGAUCUGGGAUGGGCCUCAGGAUGGUGGUGUACUUCUCAAAGAGCUGAGUGGUUCUUCUUUGCCUGUGGACCUACACAGCACCUUCAAUACCAUCAGCCUGCAGUUCACUACUGACUUCUUCACCAGCAAACAAGGCUUCGCUCUGCAGUUCUCAGUGUCCACAGCUACAUCCUGUAAUGACCCUGGGUUUCCUACUAACGGCACACGCAGUGGGGACAGUAGAGAGCCCGGGGACUAUGUGCUGUUCCAGUGUGACCCUGGUUAUAUCCUACAAGGAGCCAAUAAGAUCACUUGCACUGAGAUCAACAACCGUUUCUUCUGGCAGCCGGAACCACCCACGUGCUCAGCUCCAUGUGGAGGGAACCUGACUGGCCCAAGUGGGCUAAUUUUAUCCCCCGAAUACCCAGAGCCCUAUCCUCAUGGCCGAGAGUGUGACUGGACAGUCAUCGUCACCCAAGACUACAUCAUCUCCCUCACAUUCAACCACUUUAGUUUAGAGCCCAGCUAUGAUUUUCUGCACAUUUACGAUGGACCUGACUCUCUCAGCCCACUGCUGGGAAGCUUCUACGGCACUGAUGUCCCAGACCGCAUAGAGAGCAGCUCCAAUAAGCUUUUCCUGGCCUUCCGAAGUGAUGCCUCGCUAAGCAGCAAUGGCUUUGUCCUGCAGUACACAGAAAACCCCAGAGAGUCAUGUUUCGAGCCAGGUCUUGUUCGUAAUGGGACUCGAAUUGGCACAGAGUUGAAGCUCGGUUCCACGGUCACCUACUACUGUGAUAGCGGCUAUACUCUGGAGGGAGAAUCCAUCCUCACCUGUGUCAUGGGGGCAGACAGCAAACCUACCUGGAACAAACCGAAACCUGUUUGCAUAGCUCUUUGUGGUGGCCAGUACUCCGGGCUGGAGGGAGUUGUGCUCUCUCCCGGCUAUCCUGGAAACUACAGCAGUGGAAGAACGUGUCUCUACUCAGUGGUCGUCCCUAACGAUUAUGUGGUCUUCAGCCAGUUCGCCUUCUUCCAGACAGCUCUGAACGAUGUGGUAGAGGUUUACGACGGUCCAACGCAACAUGCCCGGGUCUUGAGCUCCCUCUCAGGGUCUCACUCAGGUGAGUCGCUGCCACUGGCCACCACCAACCAGAUCCUAAUCCGCUUCACUUCGAAAGGACACUCUUCAUCCAGAGGCUUUCACCUCGUCUACCAAGCCGUCCCAAGAACCAGUGCCACUCAGUGCAGCUCGGUCCCAGAGCCCAGGCACGGCAGACGCACAGGGAACAACUUCGCUGUAGGAGCCGUGGUGCGGUUUGAAUGUAACGCAGGCUAUGUGCUGGAAGGCCCCAGUGCCAUCGAGUGCCUGACAGUUCCUAAUGCCCUGGCACAGUGGAACACCACCAUCCCCAGCUGCAUAGUUCCCUGUGGAGGAAAUCUGACCCAGCGCACAGGCACCAUUCUGUCUCCUGGUUACCCUGAGCCCUACCUAAACAGCCUGAGCUGUGUGUGGAAAAUCACCGUGCCUGAGGGAUCGGGGAUACAGAUUCAGGUGAUCAGCUUUGUGACUGAACAGAACUGGGACUCGCUGGAGGUGUUUGAUGGAGGAGACAACACUGAUGCCAUGCUGGGGAGUUUCUCAGGAACCUCUGUGCCGGGGCUUUUGAACAGCACAUCCAACCAGCUGUACCUGCACUUCUUCUCAGACAUCAGUGUCUCAGCGGCCGGCUUCAGGCUGGAGUACAAGACGGUGUCCCUUACAAGCUGUCCUGAACCUGUAUUACCUAUGAAUGGUUUCAAAGUGGGAGAGCGUUUACAGAUAAACAAUGUCGUGUCCUUCCAGUGUGAUCCCGGAUACACUUUACAGGGCGUGUCACAUAUCACCUGCAUGCCAGGAACGGUGCGCCGCUGGAAUUAUCCUCCGCCACUCUGCAUUGCACAGUGUGGUGGGAUCAAAGAAGAGAUGGAAGGGACCAUCCUGAGCCCUGGUUUCCCCGGAAACUACCCUAGCAACAGUGACUGCACCUGGAGGAUCUACCUGCCAGUCGGCUAUGGAGCCCACAUACAGUUUUUGAAUUUCUCAUCUGAGGCCAACCAUGACUUUCUGGAGAUCAGGAACGGCCCUUUUGACACUAGCACUGUGAUUGGCCGAUUCAGCGGACAGGAUGUCCCGGCAUCCCUCCUAACAACGUCUCAUGAAACCACAGUGUAUUUUCACAGUGAUCAUUCCCAGAACAAACCAGGAUUCCGAUUCGAUUAUCAGGCUUAUGAGCUACAAGAAUGUUCCGACCCCGAACCUUUCCACCAUGGCGUGGUGGUGGGUGCUGGAUACAAUGUAGGACAGUCCAUAUCCUUCGAGUGUUACCCAGGGUAUCAACUAAUGGGCCAGUCCAUUCUUACCUGUCAACAUGGUACAACCCGUACCUGGGAUCAUCCCUUUCCUCGGUGUGAAGUGCCUUGUGGAGGGAAUAUUGCAUCAGACAACGGGACCAUCUUUUCUCCAGGCUAUCCGGAAGAGUACCCGAGCUCUGCAGACUGCACGUGGUUAAUCACGGUGGCCCCUGGCUUGGGCGUGCGCCUGAAUUUCACCCUUCUGCAGGUUCACGGGCCACAUGACUUCAUCACUGUAUGGGAUGGUCCACAGGAGAAUGCACGGAAACUUGGUGUGUUCACAGACGGUGAGCCUUAUGACCCACCCAGCAGCACAUCUAAUCAGAUCCUCAUACGGUUCCGCAGCAGCUCAGAAAAAGGCGGCCUUUUCAAGAUCAACUACCAAGCCUACAGACUCCAGUUUUGCCUACCUCCUCCCAUCAUCCCCAAUGCAGAAAUCCUGAUGGCUAGCAAGGAGUUUAAAAUAGGUGAUAUAGUGCGCUACAGAUGUUUGCCAGGAUACCACCUGAACGGAAACAGCAUCUUAACCUGCCGUCUGGGCACACAUCUGGAGUUCGAAGGACCUCCACCUUCGUGUGAUGUUAUGUGUCCAAUGAAUGAGGUGCUGACAGCCUCGACAGGAGUCAUUUUGAGUCAGUCACCAGGCAACGGCUUCCCACACUUUGAGUCGUGCUCCUGGGUAGUGAAGGUGGAACCAGGCUACAACAUCUCUUUCACUAUUGAACACUUUCAGACCAGCAGGCAGUUUGAUGAGCUUGAAAUCUUUGAUGGUCCAUCUAGACAGAGUCCUCUUCUUAUUACACUAAGUGGGAACUACUCCUCCCCACUGAGCAUCACCAGCUCUUCCAACAAAGUCUACCUGCACUGGUCGUUUGAUCACACCUCCAGUCACAAAGGCUUUCGAAUCCGCUACUCAGCGGCUUACUGCAGCACACCUAAUUCUCCAGUGAAUGGCUCAGUGCACAGCCAGACAGGCACCAAGCUGGGCAGUACAUUGCGUUUCAACUGUGACCAGGGCUUCCGCUUGAUUGGCCAAAGCAGUGCCACCUGCACCCGUACCGCACAAGGCAUCUACCAGUGGAAUGCUCCGGUUCCCCUGUGCCAAGUGGUAUCAUGUGGAAUGCCCAUGGCUCCAGUCAAUGGCAGUGUGGUUGGUCAGGAUUUCACUCUCGGUUCAAGGGUGACAUUCAAAUGUAACCCAGGCUUCCGGCUGGCUAACACCUUACCUGUAUCAACUGUUUGUCAAGAGUCAGGAAGGUGGAGUCCCAUAGAAACACCACCCCGCUGCAUACCUGUCACCUGCCCUGACAUCGGCCAUUCGGCGGUGGAACACGGGAGAUGGAGGCUUAUCUAUGGCAUGCAGAAUCAGUAUGAGGCCAUGAUGAUGCUCACCUGUGACCCCGGGUACUUCUACAAGGGUCAAAGGGUCAUUCGUUGCCAGGCCAACAGCACCUGGGAUUACCCUGAACCCAGACCUGCAUGUGAAAUUAUCUCCUGUGGAGAUCUUGGAACCCCACCGAAUGGAAAUAAGAUUGGUACACUGACUGUAUUCGGAGCCACGGCUAUUUUCUCCUGUAACACUGGUUACACUCUGGUGGGCUCCAGGGUGAGAGAAUGCAUGGCCAAUGGCUUGUGGAGUGGAUCGGAAGUCCAGUGUCUUGCUGGGCACUGUGGCUCUCCUGACCCCAUAGUAAAUGGGCAGAUAAUUGGAGAGAACUAUAAUUACAGGGGCAGCGUGGUUUACCAGUGUAACCCUGGGUUCAGACUUAUUGGAGUUUCCGUGCGCAUAUGUGAGCAAGAUCACCGCUGGUCUGGGAAACCACCUGUUUGUGUCCCUAUCACAUGUGGACAUCCAGGAAAUCCUGCCAAUGGUCUGACCCAGGGAGCACACUUCAACCUCAAUGACAUUGUUCGCUUUGCCUGCAAUACCGGUUAUGUCUUACAGGGGGCCAUUAAGUCUCAUUGCCAACCCAAUGGACAGUGGAGCAACUCCUUGCCCAGAUGUAGAAUUGUGAACUGCACAGAGCCUGGGCAUGUGGAGAACAGCGUGAGACAGGUCUUGCCCAGCGGGCCUCACCGCUACAGCUUCCAGACUACAGUUUCUUACACAUGCAAUCCAGGAUACUACCUGCUGGGCACUAGUACUCUGACAUGCCAGGGUGAUGGCACCUGGGAUCAAUCGCUACCCAAGUGUCUCUUGGUGCUGUGUGAUCAUCCCAGCAUGCCCCCAUACACACAGAUCUCGGGAGAGAGAAGAACGGUGGGCUCAGUGAUCCGCCACAGCUGCAUGGGCCAGCGUUCCAUUGUAGGCAACACCACCCGAGUGUGCCAGCUGAACGGCCAGUGGAGCGGCUCACCUCCACAUUGUACUGGUGAUUCAGGGGGUAGAUGUGGAGAUCCUGGUGUGCCGGUACACGGUAUCCGUUUGGGAGAGCAGUUCUCUGUGGGCAGUGUGGUACGCUUCAGCUGUGAGCCUGGUUACAUGCUUCGUGGUUCUUUAGAGCGGACCUGCCUGGCCAAUGGCACAUGGAUAGGCAUGCAGCCUGAGUGCCAGGUUGUGUCUUGUGGCAAUCCUGGCACUCCUCGGAACUCUUUGAUCCAGUUCCAUGAUGGGCUGGUCUUCUCUCGCUCCAUUACAUAUGCAUGCAGAGAGGGUUACUAUUCCACCGGCCUGCUCACACGUCACUGCACCGUCAACGGCACAUGGACUGGAGACACGCCCGAGUGCACAGUUAUUAACUGUGGAGACCCUGGAGUACCUGCAAAUGGUCUGCGACUGGGCAAUGACUUCACAUAUGGUAGCAUUGUCGGCUUUCAGUGUUCCCCUGGCUUCACCAUGGAUGCUGACCGUGCCUCCACACUUAUAUGCACGAAGGAUCGCACUUGGAAUGCCACCAAGCCUGUGUGUAGAGCGAUUGUGUGUGGAGCUCCACCCAGUAUUCCUAAUGGCCAGGUGGUUGGAACUGACUUCCAGUGGGGUUCCAGCAUCAGCUACACCUGCAACCAGGGCUAUCAACUCUCUCUUCCCACUGUUCUCACCUGCCAGGGCUUUGGCAACUGGAGCGGUGAAAGGCCACAAUGCUUCCCUGUGUUCUGUGGGGAUCCAGGAAUCCCAGCUCAGGGCAGACGUGAGGACCGAGGAUUCACUUACCUGUCUUCUGUGUUCUUCUCCUGCUUUCCACCUCUGGUACUGGUCGGCUCCACACGGAGGUAUUGCCAGUAUGAUGGAACCUGGAGUGGGACCCAGCCUUCAUGUAUAGAUCCGACUCACACCAGCUGUGUGGACCCUGGCACACCUCUGUUUGGAUCUCAGAACAACACUCAAGGCUACCAGAUUGGCAGUACAGUGUUCUAUAGCUGCAGAAAGGGAUACCUGCUCCUUGGUUCUAUCUCUCGUACCUGCCUGCCCAACCUCACUUGGAGUGGCAUGCCACCAGAGUGUAUUGCUCAUCACUGUAGUCAACCCGAACUUCCAGCUCAGGCAGAUGCUAGAGCCAUAGAGCUGCCUUCCCUGGGUUACACUCUCAUCUACACGUGUCAGCCUGGCUUUUAUUUAGCCGGAGGCUCUGAACAUCGCACAUGCAGACCUGACGGCAGCUGGACCGGCAAGCCACCACUAUGUGCAGCUGAUAAUAGGCCAAGUGGGAAAACUGUUGGAACCGUUCAAGAGCCACCCAACACUAAACUUCAGGUGCCUAGUGGAGUGUUUGCACGGAACUCACUGUGGAGGGGCUCCUAUGAGUACCUUGGGAAAAAGCAGCCAGCCAUGCUAAGCAUAACUGCUUUUGAACCGUUCAGUAACCGGGUCAAUGGCACCCUAAUGGACCACAGUGGCGUGCAGCUCAAUCUGGCUGGAACCUACAAGAAAGAAGAGGCCCAUUUGUUGCUCCAGGUCUAUCAGAUCCGAGGGCCAGUGGAAAUCUUCGUCAACAAAUUCAAAAUCGACAACUGGGCACUGGAUGGACAUGUGUCAUAUAUGCCUUCAUCAAACUCCUUUGUGUAUCAAGGAUUUGUUCGAGGGAAAGGAUUUGGCCAGUUCGGCCUUCAGAGGCUCGAGGGACUGGACCCAAAUGGAGAGAACCCCAGCUAUUUUGCCUCUAACAGCAGUUCAGUGGCAGCAGCCAUUUUAGUGCCUUUUAUAGCCAUGAUUAUAGCAGGAUUUGCUCUGUACCUCUACAAACACAGGAAAAGACCCAAAGUACCCUUCAAUGGCUACGCUGGCCACGAAAACACCAAUGGAAGAGCAACAUUUGAAAACCCCAUGUAUGACCGUAAUAUUCAGCCCACAGACAUCAUGGCUAAUGAGUCUGAAUUCACAGUCAGCACAGUCUGCACAGCCGUAUAGCCACUGCUUUUUCCACAGGUUGACAUCGUAUUUUCUCCCCUGCCCACUCAAGUGCCCCCGCAAGCAGGAACAGGCUGUGUGGGUGGGCUGACAAACAAGAAUGGAAGCCUAUUUUUCCUUUACUAAAAAGAUUCUAACAAUUAUAGUCAAAAAAGAGAUCACACCCUGAUUUAAGAAGCAGGAAAAUUUCCGAACAAGAAAAACACACACGUGACAAACACAGCCGUGUCUAUUCUCCCAAACUCGCUCUCUCUGUUCUUAUAUGUCUGCUGUUUCUCUUUAGUUUUUUCUGCCGGAGAGCUUUCACGAAACUUUGGCACGGCAGAGAGGAUGCUUGCGAUUCUGUCACUCACUGAACAAAACAAGAGAACGAGACGUAGAGUGUGAUGAGGGUCUCAGUAGCCAGAGGCUGACGUGCGCUGUUUCUUCUGAGUGAACAGGGAUUUGGGAAGAGUCUUGCAAAAACCAGUGAGAAGAACACCCUGGACAGUCAGAGAGCUUCAUUUUGUUUUCUACAUUUUCUCCAUUGAAUACAUUUUGGUUGGUUUUUUUUCUUCCCUUCUUCUUCUUUUCUUUCUUGCGCACUGAAGCUGCGAGAUUGUGGAUAAGUGCAGACUUUGUUCGCAUUACUGGAUCUCUCUGGCUGCCACUUUCACUAUCGAUUCCUGUGAAAUUUUCACCUGAAGCCACAGAGCCCUGAAUUGAAGUGGAAUGAGAUUUUGAGGCUUAUUAGAAGACAAGGAUUCUAUCAUUAGCACCUUUCUCUACUUGUUCCAACCCAGAGGAUGGAGUGUUCUCUUCUUCGUAGCAUUUCGCCCGCCUGGCUGAGAUUGGACAGGCUGCACAUGCCCCUGAGGAGAACAUUGCGGGAGAACGAUGGAGGGAGAAAAUAUGAAAGGAAAGCAGGCUUUAGGCAAUCCAUCUUUUUUUUUGUUGUUGUUGUUGUUGUCGCUCCGGCAUCUACAGAUGAAAAUGUAAUGCACAUUCAAGACUUUGGAGAGUAUCUACAUUCCUACAUGGGGCAGGAGCCUUUUUACCCCCGUCAUCUGUCAUUACAGUGCAGUUCCAUUCACUAAGAUUUUGAAAAUGAAGGCAUGCUCUGAAUGCUCAGGUCGAAGGAACUGCAGAGCUGGUGUGCAAUAGCAUGGUUCUUUAACUUUGUAUAUCAGUGGGAUGAAGUCUUUUAGAGGGCUGUGACAUCCGUUAUUUAAAUAUCUUUACUUUCUUUUUGGAAAGGUUACCUAAAGUGCAGAGUCGGUCGAUUCCUGUAUGUCUCAAUGCCUUACACUGUAGCAAGAAUGCAAUGUCAAGGCAAACUCUGAUCGCCCGGCAGGGGAGUUCUGCACUUUUUCUUUUUUUUGGUCAAGGGAACAAGCAAGAAAUUUGCAUUGUUCACAGCAAAGUGUUCCUUUCUCAUUAGAACGUUCAUUUUUUUUUCUUGAUAUUUUUCUCCAGAAAAUAAUGAUAUGGACAUAUCCGAAUGUGUGCACAUUGUAUCGUCUAUUCCAGAAUAUACAUUUCAGCCUCAUGUGCAAUGAUCCAGGUUCUGGAUCCACUGUGACCCACCCAGGAUAAAGCACUUAGUGAAGAUGAAUAAAUGAAAGAGUUUAGGUCAUUUUAAAAUGCAUUGUGUAGGAGAGCCAGAGAAAGAAGUAAUACAAUUAAAAAAAUCAAGGGAAGUCAGUGAUGUUGUUUUUUUUUCCCCUCAUUGAGUGGAUGGUUAGGACACUCCAGUGUUUUGUGUGUGCUUAUAUAUUAGGUGUGCUUGGUGAGGCUUCAAGGUUAUACUUGAGACCUGAAAAGAGAUCUGAUCAUCUUGAGUUCAUUUUAUUGUCCUGCUUCAUCAAGCAUAUUUAGUUUUCCAAAUACUACUGAGAUGGAUUUCUGAAUAGCAUGUCUCUUUGCCCUUAAUCAUAAUUUUUUUUAUUUAUUUAAAAAAAAAAUUAUUUCUGCAUAUAAACUCUAAAAAAAAAAUCAAUUGCUUCCUUUAGGCCAACAAAAUCCCUGCUAUUAUUUGCUAAGGAAAAUACCUUCUGCAAAGAAUCCCUAUACUGUCUCUUUGCUCUAUUUUAUCUCUUGUUCAGUAAUUACUUUUACAAUUGUAUUCCUUUUUUUUUAAUCUAUAAAUUAUCUCAGCUACAUGAAUAGAUCAGCCAGUGCCUGUUGAUGGGGGGAAAAAAACACAAAAAAGAUUGUAUUUCCCUUGUGAUUCCACAGGCAAAAUAGUUGUUUUAAACCAAUUGGCAUUCACUUCUUGUUUUUUUUUUUCUCCCACUAUGAUUUCAUUACAAAUUGCUUUAUCAGAGGAAAUGGCUGCUCACUUAUACUCUGCUCCCUGCACAUCAUAUAUUUUAGAUUUAUUAUUGUGUGUCCACAAUCAUUUAUUUACCAUCCCAAAAUUCAGGCACUUACUGAUAGUCAUGCAGUGGCAGUUGUAUUAAAAGGAUAGAAAAUGACUAAAAGGCUUUUAGUGAGUUAUUGCUUUAGAGUUAGAGGUUGGACAAAAUUACUGCUAUGAAGUCCCAUGAAAACACGUUCGCUUUAUCACUGAUUAUUUUCUCAACAGAACCCGAGGCAGAAAGUUUUUUUUUUUGCUUGUUUUUCUGUUUGAUUUUUUAACCCUUCUUUUCUUUUAUCACAUUUUUUCUUUGUUGCAAAACUAUAUAAAAAAAAAAAAAAAAACGGUUUACAAAAAUUCUGAUAACCUCUGAAGUUUCUUGAGGUUUUUUUUCUUAUAUAGUUCUAGCACCAUGUGCCUCAUGGUACCUCUCUGUGUUGUAUUUGACUCACAGAACAUUUACUCGUUCCUUAGUUCCCUAUUUGCCAGGUCGAUAAUGUACAAGGGUGUGUUAAAAAAAAAAAAAAAGCUGGGAAGAAUUCCAAAGUCAACGGUUCAUCUUUCAAAAGUAUUUUUGACUGCGAGUGUAGCCUUUGUGUUAUUCUAAGCCCAAGGAAGAAUAUAAAACAUGAUAAAACCGAAAAGGAGACAAAUUCCAUGUUUUAAAGACAUUUGCACUUAUUCUCAAUAGUUUGCGAUCAUAAGACUUGAGGGAUUCUUGCAACAAAAAAAUACAAAAAAAUGCUAUCAUGUAUAAUUGCUGUAUUUGUAAGUCUUUCCUGCUGUUGUAGUAUUUUUUAUUAGGAAAAGUAGAAAAAAUAAACGAAUGGUGCUCAUUUGCCAGGGUACUAUACUACUUUGACUUAUUAAAUGCACCUAGCAAAUAAAAAUCUAUUCAUCUGGAGUAAAUUAAUUGAUGCCUUUUUGCCAAAUAGCUUCCCUGUUGAUCAUUUAAGGUUCUAUAAAAUGAUUGUAGCUGUUCUUUGCUCUGGAGAAAUGAAAGCGAGGCAGUGAGGGUUUGAAGUCAUGGUCAUGCCACAUAUUUCUCAUCAGCGAUGGCGCUGACUCAUGUUUAUCACUUAGAAGCAGGUUUGCUUGGCUCUGCUGGUGAACUGAAAAGGGAUGUGCUUCGUUUCCAAGAUACACCCAUAUUUGAGUGUGAGUCAAACACUAAUUAUUGUUGUUAAAGCUGUAUGGGUUGGUCGCUCUUUUAUUAAUUUGGCAGUAUUAGCAUUAGCAUUAAUAUAAAGUACAUAUUCAUGAGUUAAUACCUUGGAUCCCAUGGAUAUUUCACCCCUGGUUGUGACUAAUCUUCAUGGCUCACUUAUGAAUCUCAGUCUAUUGCCUCAUGUGGACAAAAAAAGGUUGACUUAAAUAUGGAAAUAGUCAUGCUAAAUUAAAUGUAACUGUUUUUUGUUGCCUGUAAUGGAUCCCCUUCAUAAUGUCCAUAAUACCUGAAGAAAAAAAAAGGACAUGGAAAAGAACAAAACAAAUAACAGCCUAAACUCUUUACAUUAAAUUUCACAUAAUGGAAUAUUAUUUUUUUUCCCCCUGAGUACAUGUACAGACGAUUUCAUUUUAAAAAGGUCACUGAACUAAAUUAUUGAGAUACAUCAUAUAUUUAGUACAUACCUUCAUCAUACUUAUAAUUUGUAAUGUUAUUUAACUUUUAUUUGUUUUCUGUUGUUUUUGUGUUUAUUAAAAAAAGGAACCCAAUCUAGCGAUGCAUUCCUCUCCGCUCUGCAAGAGAGAAGUGCCCAACUUUGAGUGACUUACUGCUUUGUCUAGCCAAAGCCUCAAGGAACAACAGUCAGACUGCAGUUCUAUGCUCUUUGACCAAAAGGGUUAUGUUGCAAAGCAAGUGUAAGAAAAGUAAAACAUCAUGGACUCGAAUGGAAAGGCCUGCUGUGAAUUACGCAAGGUUAAAAAAAAAAAAAGGAGAACAAAUAAAUGAAAAAAAAAAAUAUUUUGUACAGAGAUAUAUUUUUAUGGAAACACAUUUGUAAUAUAAAAAGAGAAAAAUUGAUUGACAGAUAUGUAAAUGUUUUUCAUUAUUGUAGUACAAAUGCUAGUGGGGAAUAUACAAAUAUCUAUAUACAAAGAGAAAAUAGAAACAAAGCUUUUUUUUUGUAAAUGUAUAAAAGAAAUGUAUAUACAUGUUUACAUAUUGUACAUAUGUAAUCCCCGACAUGGCUCGUCUGCAGUAUAUAAAAUGUAUUUUAUCCGUCUGUAUAUGAUGCUUUGCAUUGUGUUUAAGCUUAAACUUUCUUGAACUUGAAACAUAUUUUGAAAGUUUUUGAAUAAAAAUAAAUAAAUAAAAACACGUAUUUUUUGCA